ACAAUACCACAUAAAACACUCAUAAAAUCCAAUAUAUAUAUAAACAAAUUAUUUCUAAAAUGUCGAUGCCAACUAUCAGUCUUACCCUGCUCACUUGUUAUGGGUUUCCUGUGCUCAUAAUUUUGGAGAGCAUUCCAUAUCUUUGUUAAGUUGAACUUCUACAUCCCAGUGAAGUGCAGAGUUAUUGUAACUUGGACAUUUAAUUGAAUCUCAUGUAUGAGUAGACAGUGAACAAAUGUUGUCAAAGAUGGAGAUAGAAAAGGCACACAUGAAUGUUGUAGUCAAACCAGUUGCGACAAGGCCGGGUUGUUCUGCCUAUAGACCUUUCCCUGAGCUUCUUUUGAGUGCAAUAAAUGGAUCAUCCAAUCGAGGAUGCUCUUGGACGCCCGCCAUUAGACCAAAGACAGUUAGACUAAAGUCAGGGGGAAACCAUUGUAUAAUCAGAAAGGCUGAGCCGCCAGGGAUUUCCGUUUUCUCUUCUGCUUCCAAAAUUUUGAAAUCAGAUGACAAACAAACCAUCAUAUACAAGCCUACAACUAAGCUACUUGCCAAGACAAGUGUUCCUCACAACUUGAAUAUGAUAAGUUGUACAAGUAGCAAGGAAAAAGAACCAGGAGAGGAGUCAAACAGAUUCAGAUCAUGUGAACAUAGAAGAAGGGAGAAAUCUGUUGAAGACUCGAGGAUAACAUUAGAAGAGGAUGAACGGUCAUUGCUUCGGACUAGUAGUAUGGAUGGUCUUUCAAACGACGGAUAUAAUUGGAGGAAAUACGGGCAGAAGCAUGUUAAGGGAAGCAAGUACCCGAGAAGUUACUACAAGUGCACUCAUCCGAAGUGUCCGGUGAAGAAGAAUGUGGAAAGAUCAGCUGAUAAUGAGAUUGCACAAAUUGUGUACAAAGGAGAGCACAACCAUCUCAAGCCAUGCCUUCCAGGGUACAACACCGUGAGAGAGGGAGUACAACUGCACUCCGACAACAGCAUCUUGUGGAGUGAGAGACUUACCUUUCAAAAUGAAGAGAAUAAUAAACAUAACUCUAAGCUCUCUACACCAGCAUCAUGCUAUCCUUCCAUUGCAUCAUUCUUCAGUGCCGUUUCUACUAAUGAAAACUCUUGUAGUCCUAAUGGGGUGUGUGGAGAUGGAAGUGAAAGACUAUUAGAGGCAGAAGGUGGUGAUGAUCAGAAAGUAAAAAGAAGGAAAAGUAGUAGCCAAGUGAAUGGUGCAUUGGUGAUGCAGAGUGUUGUUGGAAACACACCUGACUCCGAAACCACAGGGGAUGGAUACCGUUGGCGAAAGUAUGGUCAGAAAGUAGUUAAAGGAAACACAUACCCCAGGAGUUACUACAGAUGCACCAACCCAAAGUGCAGUGUGAGGAAAUAUGUAGAGAGAGUGCCGGGUGAUUCUAAUGCCUUCAUCACAACGUACGAGGGGAAGCACAACCAUGGUAUUCCAACCAAAAGAACCUCCAAACAUGGAAACUUCUAAAAUCAAGCACUACAACCUUCUCAGCUAAUGCUUCUGCUGUGGUACAACCUGGAGAACAGCAAGAGCUGAACUUACUGCAUUUUUGUUCGUUAAGUAAUUGUCUUAUCUACCGUUCAUAGACUCCCAUAAAAAAAGAGUUAAGUAUAGCACAAGUGAUAUAAUUAGCGUGAGAUCUUAAGGAGUCCUGUCUAGUUACCUGCUGAAGUCCAUUUACUUGAUCAUUGCCAUUCAUUAUUCUACAGUCUGAAAAUGAAUGGCAAUGAUGAUGUCACAUAAACCUCCAUAAGAGAGCUAGACAUAACUCCUUAAGAUAACUCCUGCUAUUGUGGUUAAAUUUAUCUCCUUUUCUGUUGUAAUCCAAACUAGUGGAUAUCAUAAUUGUCUGUAAUCUCCCUUCUCUCCUUUACUAAAGUUCUGUUAUCAUAAUGUAAAACCGGGUUUGAUCUUUGCAUGUGGAUACACUCUUGGACCCAAGGUUUGAAAUUGCGUAUUGCGUAGUCGUGGC
This is a messenger RNA of Cuscuta europaea, 1985 nucleotides long. NCBI's taxonomy places the organism in Eukaryota, Viridiplantae, Streptophyta, Magnoliopsida, Solanales, Convolvulaceae. The record is from the annotation of a GenBank genome assembly.